Messenger RNA from Camelina sativa (false flax), 1790 nucleotides. RefSeq names its product abscisic acid 8'-hydroxylase 3. NCBI's taxonomy places the organism in Eukaryota, Viridiplantae, Streptophyta, Magnoliopsida, Brassicales, Brassicaceae. Gene Ontology annotation, molecular function: (+)-abscisic acid 8'-hydroxylase activity; iron ion binding; heme binding. Gene Ontology annotation, biological process: sterol metabolic process; abscisic acid metabolic process. The record is from RefSeq and is a predicted model, not a curated record.
CUCUCCCACUUGAUUUUUCAUUCUCAAUACAAAACCAACUCCAUUAGAGAGAACAUACUUCCCACCGUUAAAAAGACCAAUUGUGUUUUCAAAACAUAUACUAUAAAUGGAUUUCUCCGGUUUAUUCCUCACUCUUUCUGCGGCGGCUCUGUUUCUCUGUUUACUCCGAUUUAUCGCCGGAAUCCGCCGUAGCUCCUCCACGUCACUCCCUCUUCCUCCGGGAACAAUGGGUUAUCCUUACGUCGGCGAAACAUUCCAACUUUACUCACAAGACCCAAAUGUGUUCUUCGCAGCAAAACAGAAAAGAUACGGAUCGGUGUUCAAGACUCAUGUAUUGGGAUGUCCAUGUGUGAUGAUCUCGAGCCCUGAAGCUGCAAAAUUCAUCUUAGUCACAAAGUCUCAUUUGUUUAAACCGACUUUUCCGGCGAGUAAAGAGAGGAUGCUUGGGAAACAAGCCAUCUUUUUCCACCAAGGAGAUUAUCAUUCCAAACUUAGGAAGCUCGUUUUAAGAGCUUUCACGCCUGAUUCAAUCAGACACAUGGUUCCUAACAUUGAAUCAAUCGCUCAAGAAUCACUCAAUUCUUGGGAUGGAACUCAACUCAACACUUACCUAGAAAUGAAAACUUACACUUUCAAUGUGGCGUUAACCUCAAUACUCGGAAAAGACGCAAUCUUUUACAGAGAAGAUCUAAAACGAUGCUACUACAUUCUAGAGAAAGGUUACAACUCGAUGCCGAUCAAUCUCCCCGGAACACUAUUCCACAAAGCCAUGAAAGCUCGCAAGGAGCUAGCUCAAAUCCUCGCUAACAUCUUAUCCAAAAGAAGACAGAACUCAUCUACACACACAGAUCUCCUCGGAUCAUUCAUGGAAGACAAAGCAGGGCUAACCGACGAACAGAUCGCCGACAACAUCAUCGGAGUGAUCUUCGCCGCUAGAGACACGACGGCGAGUGUGCUGACAUGGAUCCUCAAGUACUUAGCUGAUAAUCCAACUGUUCUAGAAGCUGUCACUGAAGAGCAAAUGGCAAUAAGGAAAGAUAAAAAAGAAGGAGAGAGUCUCACUUGGGAAGAUACAAAGAAGAUGCCAUUAACUUAUAGAGUAAUCCAAGAGACAUUGAGAGCUGCUACAAUCUUAUCUUUCACAUUUAGAGAAGCUGUCGAAGAUGUCGAAUACGAAGGAUAUUUGAUACCAAAAGGAUGGAAAGUAUUGCCGCUGUUCAGAAAUAUUCAUCACAAUGCUGAUAUAUUUCCGGAUCCGGGAAAAUUCGAUCCAUCGAGAUUCGAAGUUGCGCCGAAACCAAAUACAUUCAUGCCAUUCGGAAGUGGGAUUCAUUCUUGUCCGGGCAAUGAGUUAGCUAAACUUGAAAUCUCCAUUCUAAUCCAUCAUCUCACUACUAAAUACAGAUGGUCAAUAGUUGGACCUAGUGAUGGAAUUCAGUAUGGGCCGUUUGCUCUUCCUCAGAAUGGAUUGCCUAUUGCCUUGGAACGGAAAUCCAAGUAGACGAUUUAUGAGAAGACCACUUGUCUUUCUAAAAUUAGAUAGUGAGGAAUCUUUUUUCCCUAUUUAGGAGAAAAGACUUGAUUCUUUUUUUUUUUCGUUGGCUCAAAGAGAAAAUAGAGAAAGUAAAAGGAAAAAAAUAUCCCAAAAGUGGGACCCCAAGUGUAUAUAGAUUUUUUAUUUUUAAUUAUAAAGAAGUAAAUUUUGGGAGAGAAAGAGAAUUGUAAAUUCUUUUGUUACCAAUGUAAUUCCCACGAUCUAUGGAAUGCUUUAAGAGAUUUUCAAAAAUUAA